AUGUCUGUCACGCUCCAUCUCAACUGCUGGCUACUUGGCGAUGAUGCUAGCCAAGUGUUCCCGGUGGCAAUUUCGAAGACAGCGACUGUCGGCAUCCUCAGCCAUCAAAGAGCAGAAGACGGUCGCUUUCCAACACCUCGCACUCUGGAAGGUUUCCAUCCCAGUCGACGACGUACUAUCGCCAGUGAAGAGAUUGUCCUACAAGACCUACACAUCAUUAUUCGGUUCCCGCGUGUUGUGCCACAAUUAGAUCCUCCUAUUCUCGAACUGUACUGUCUCAUUCAUGGCGAUGGCGCCAACCAUAUCUUUCCGGUCCAAAUUGCGAGUACAGAGUCUGUCGGUACCCUCAAGAAAGCCAUCAAGGAGGAGAAGUUCGCUCUCCCACACAUUGACGCAGACACCCUCAAUUCUGGAAGAGAUUAUCUUCCAUCCACCUCAGGAUGGAUAUCUACACAUCAUUGUUCAGUCUCCCCCCGUAUUAGCAACCGUGUCCCCAAGGGCCGGGCGGAAUGGGCUUCAAAGUUUGCGCAAAAGGCACCUUCGGAAAAAGGGAAGCCGAAAAAUUUCGCUGCUGACCAGAGAAGAAACCCUCCUGCAUUCUGUUUCAAUCGCCCACCAUCGACCGCCGCGACGAUACCUAUCACAUUGCACAAUCCCAUAUUUGGCCAGUUCCAAGAUGACUGCAAAACUUACAUACCGACGAAGGCAGACCAUGACUUAAAGCUGUCAAGUUCUAUGUCAGAGUUUUGCGAUGCCGAGAAAGGGAGGGUGGAGAAGAUUUUGGAGUCAGAGAUUAUCCUAGGCAGUGCUGAGCCUAUCUUUGAAGCGGCCUGGUACUACGCUGCUAAUCUGGGCUCCAAUCUCCCUUGUUUUAUUCUCUACAUUGCUGGUGAGGUUGCAUGCGCCCUGCUGUGGACCAUACGCCCUCAUCUACAAGUUGUAGCACCUACUUUGCCGCUCUUCUAUCACACAUCCGAUGUCGAUAUGUGGAUGCAAACCGCAUGUUUUUUGGGUGCAUUCGUCCAUCAAUACUCGAAGGAACCAUCGCAAAUCCUCAUCAUUGGGAUUCGCGCCUUCCUACGGCUUUCAGCCGUUCCCGGUGGAUGGUAUAUGGUUGUCAUUAAUUUCAUCGAUAAUACUUAUCAUGAAUUGGAGGAUUCAUAUGCAAAAGCCUCAUUUGAAACCGGAAGGCGACCAGUCUCCACCAAGCAGGAUAUGUGCACGGUGACAUUCGAACUACCAACAUCAUGGUGA
This is a messenger RNA of Cantharellus anzutake, 1254 nucleotides long. RefSeq lists its product as uncharacterized. Lineage: Eukaryota; Fungi; Basidiomycota; Agaricomycetes; Cantharellales; Hydnaceae. The coding region runs from base 1 to 1254 and encodes 417 amino acids. The record is from RefSeq and is a predicted model, not a curated record. The transcript is spliced from 8 exons.